CCACAAUCAAACAAAGACACUUGGACAAUUACUUCGUACUAAGUACAAGACUUCACUGGUAUUUACUUGUGAUAUUUUGUAGACUUUGUUACGUUAAACUACACUGAAGUACUUGUGUCUACUGGUUUUGAUUUGUGAGAUGCUGCUGACUUUGUUACGGUAAACUACACUGAAGUACUUGUGUCUACUGGUUUUGAUUUGUGAGAUGUUACUCACUUUGUUACGGUACACUACACUGAAGUACUAGUAUCUACUGGUUUUGAUUUGUGAGAUGUUGCUGACUUUGUUACGGUACACUACAGUCACAGUUAUGAUAACUGGAUUAGGUGUGAUGAUUAGGUAUAUGGCAGAUGGCAAAUUACGGAUGCUUUCAUGCUUGGAUAAACUGAGAAACCGCUGGAAAGAACGCUUAAGAUAUAGCAUACUUUUUAUGAGGUUUCAGAUUAUUCCCGUUACUGGUGCCAUUGUUUUAUUCUUCGCUGAGGAUCCGGACAAUAUGUUCCGUUACAGCUGGCUGGCCGGACCUGUCCUGUAUGUCACCGGUUACGCCUUGACGAAACUGAAAGAGUCAUCUUUCCUCCUUGAAGACGAAGUAAUAUCCAAAAAAGGUGACAAAUGGGUACGGGAUGUGAUGGAUCUCUGGAACUCACGCCAAAUGAUGAAAAGAGCAAUAGAUGUCUUCACUAUCGUACUUUAUUGUGUUCUAGCCGUUUCAAGGUGUGGGAAACAACAACUCCCAUGGAUAGAGUUUCUGUCAGCGUUAACAAGUUGGUAAAUGAUAUAGUGUAAAUGGACAGCGCAUUCGCCUCUCAUGGUCAUGAUACAGUAAAAGUUAAGGAUCUAGUUAUUUGUCGAGUCUACAGGAAGACUGUGUUACCAUGUAUAUUUUGAUAUGUAAUUACUUUAUGUGUCAAACAAUCAUCGUAUUUUUUCUUGUAGUUAGAGCAUAAUCAUAAAAACAUUUCGCUUAAUUGUCAUAAAGUCAUUAUUUUUCUUACGAUAAAAUCAGAAGCCUGAUAAUUUAAGCAAUGUUCAAUGCGUAUUUUCUACUUAAUUCAAAUGUAUUUCGUCAAACUAGCUCGUUAUUUGUAAUAUAUAGAAACGACAUUGUUUUCAUUUACACUUAACCAUAUUUACUUAAUGCAUCCAUAAUCUAUUUAAUGCUUAUUCUAUAUGGAAUAAUGCCAAUUGUGACGUCAGGUAUAAGUGAAUGAAUAUGGUCAAUGAUGUACGGAUAGGAAAAGGCACUAAAAAAGGGAUCAAAGAGCACAGUACAUCAAGUAAGCAGGCCUAAAAGUCACUAUAAAACUUAAUGAGCAUCAGUAGGCGACAUUGUAAUGAUACAUCUUUUCUAAAACUGAAUCCAAAUAAAAUCAUUUUAACUUUUUGGUAUAGAAGUCCAUGUAGAUCUACAUAUAUUAACAAGGUCUAUCUUUAAUAAAACGUUUAUGAAAAUGAUGAUGCAAUUUCAAAAGAUAUGAAUAAAACAAUGUAUAUU
Molecule: messenger RNA, 1498 nt
Organism: Mizuhopecten yessoensis (Yesso scallop)
Lineage: Eukaryota; Metazoa; Mollusca; Bivalvia; Pectinida; Pectinidae
Exons: 3
Coding region: 272-775 (167 amino acids)
Source: RefSeq, a predicted model, not a curated record